CUGGCAUGAUGGUUUUCCAGGGUUGCAGCCAGUGGUCGAGUCUUGCUGGUGUUGCUGCGAUGUCACCCAAACUUCAACAUCAACGAUGCUGAAAUUAGAAGCGCAUAGGCUGAGCGAUCAGGAACAGCGGAAGAACAAUUGCAAGGGGUCGGAGACGUUAGGAGGAAGACACGAGGGUAGCGGCCGAGGGCGAGGACUUGGUUGGUGAAGAAAGGGGAAUUAAUGGACCCCUUCUUGGCAUGGACCACGAAGCUAGGGAGCUUCCUGGCCCAGAGUUCAUAAGGUCCAGCUGUCCUCACCACUGCGCUCCUUGACCCUGUCUGCAUAUUCACUUGCACACUAUAUCUAAGUGUUCUACUCGUAGUUCACUUGAUCGUCUCUCGCUUGCUUGUCUCUGUUAUUGAAGAACCAAUUGCUCUCUUCAACCCCUCCACAUCUACUUUCUUCUAGACUGUCUCCUCACACAUCACCACCACCAACAUGAAGGCCAUCAUUCUCGUCGGAGGGUUCGGUACCCGUCUGAGGCCUCUUACCCUCACAUACCCCAAGCCGCUUGUUGAGUUUGCCAACAAGCCCAUGAUCCAGCACCAGAUUGAGGCUCUUGCCGCUGCUGGUGUCACCGAUGUUGUCCUCGCUGUCAACUACCGCCCAGAGAUCAUGGCUGAGGCCCUGAAAACAUACGAGAAGCAGUACAACAUCAAGAUCACAUUCUCCGUCGAGACCGAGCCCCUUGGCACCGCCGGACCCCUGAAGCUCGCCGAGGCCAUCCUCGGAAAGGACGAGUCGCCCUUCUUCGUUCUUAACGCCGACGUUACCUGCGAAUACCCCUUUGCGCAGCUCGCCGAGUUCCACAAGCAGCACGGUGACGAGGGUACAAUUGUUGUCACGAAGGUAGAGGAGCCGUCCAAGUACGGUGUUGUUGUACACAAGCCCAGCCACCCCUCGAGGAUCGACCGCUUCGUCGAGAAGCCCGUCGAGUUCGUCGGUAACCGCAUCAACGCCGGUAUCUACAUCCUCAACCCCAGCGUCCUGAAGCGCAUCGAGCUCCGCCCCACCUCCAUUGAGCAGGAGACAUUCCCCGCCAUCUGCAAAGACGGUGGUCUGCACUCGUUCGACCUUGAGGGUUUCUGGAUGGAUGUUGGACAGCCCAAGGACUUCCUCUCCGGUACCUGCUUGUACCUCUCUUCGCUGCAGCGCAAGAGCCCUAAGCUCCUUGUCUCCCCCAACGAGCCAUACGUCUAUGGCGGUAACGUCAUGAUCGACGAGUCCGCAAAGAUUGGCAAGAACUGCCGUAUCGGACCUAAUGUCACAAUUGGACCCAACGUUGUCAUCGGCGAUGGUGUCCGUCUCCAGCGCUGCGUGCUGUUGAAAAACAGCCGCGUCAAGGACCACGCCUGGGUCAAGUCGACCAUCGUUGGCUGGAACAGCACUGUCGGCAAGUGGGCUCGUCUCGAGAACGUAACUGUUCUCGGCGACGAUGUCUCCAUUGGCGACGAGGUCUAUGUCAACGGUGGUUCAGUCCUGCCCCACAAGACCAUCAAGCAGAACGUCGACACUCCUUCGAUCAUCAUGUAAACUUACCUUCCACUUCGAUUUACACGAUUCUUUCAUCGACCGGAUGUGACCGACGUACGGCUUUUAAUCACCUUCUACCUUCUUGUAUAUUCUGCGAUACCGAUCUUUCACGUUCUGCGAGCAUCUGCAUAGAGAUUGCAGGUGUCUUAUGUCUUUUUCUCUCAACUCUCGGCAUCGUUCAUCAAAAGCGCGCAGGGCUUGGC
Macroventuria anomochaeta is the source of this 1778-nucleotide messenger RNA. RefSeq names its product mannose-1-phosphate guanyltransferas-like protein. Bases 481 to 1575 code for a protein of 364 amino acids. NCBI's taxonomy places the organism in Eukaryota, Fungi, Ascomycota, Dothideomycetes, Pleosporales, Didymellaceae. Gene Ontology annotation, biological process: cell wall mannoprotein biosynthetic process; GDP-mannose biosynthetic process. The record is from RefSeq and is a predicted model, not a curated record. The transcript is spliced from 5 exons. Gene Ontology annotation, cellular component: cytoplasm. Gene Ontology annotation, molecular function: GTP binding; mannose-1-phosphate guanylyltransferase (GTP) activity.